UGCCCAUCAGUGCCACGUGCCAGUGCCCAUCAGUGCCACCCAUCAGUGCCAGUCAGUGCCACCUAUCAAUGCCAACCAGUGCCACCUAUCAGUGCUGCCAAUCAGUGCCACCUAUCAGUGCCAGUCAGUGUUGCCUAUCAGUGCGCAUCAGCAUCAGUCAGUGCCGCCUAUCAGUGCCAGUCAGUGCUGCCUAUCAGUGCCGCCUAUCAGUGCCAUAUAUCAGUGUCAUGUAUCAGUGUCAUGUAUCAGUCCUGCCUUUCAGU
Messenger RNA from Staurois parvus, 263 nucleotides. NCBI's taxonomy places the organism in Eukaryota, Metazoa, Chordata, Amphibia, Anura, Ranidae. The record is from the annotation of a GenBank genome assembly.